AAGAUAGUAGAUAGGUACGUACGCACGUACGUACAUAUAGAUAUAGAUAUAGAUUGCUAAGCAAUUACGCGUAGCGCGGGAAAUAUUUGAAAGUGGGAGACUGGCCCGAGGAGUCACGUGACCGGUGACGUAAUGCGCAAAUGUCGCUGCGCGAUAUAAUCGCACGCGAGAAGCGAGCGGCCCGGUAGACAGGCAGGCAGGCAAGUAAGCAGGCAAGUAAGCAAGCAAGCAGGCACCAGGCAGGCAGGCAUCCCUUCGUGGCCGUGUCUCGGCUGAAAACUCGUCGGUCUGCAUUCCAGUGUCGCGGACGUUGCGCCGGACGCCAAGCGGACGUCGCGGCGAAGCAGCCGAGACACGAGAGAGAGAAAGAGAAAGAUAGAGGGAGAUCUUACUCGCGUCCCUUCGUGUGUUACCUCGUUCCCUUCCACUUCUUCAGAUAUCUAUUUUCAUUAACAGUGCGAUCGUGCUCUACGUUCUACGAAAGAUGAAGUGAAACGUUAAAUACCGGCCCUCGUACGUCGUUCCCCGUUCGUCGUAAACGGAGGGGAAGAAGAGAACGGCAAUCUCUUUCGCGGGGAACGUCCAAGAGUCGGUGCGUCUCGUCGUAUAGAAAAGAGAGAGAAAGUGAGAGAGAGAGAGAGAGAGAGAGAGAGAGGAGAUUUAACGCGCGAACGAAGCACCGAGUAAAAUAGGAUUCAAAAGGAAUGCGUCAAGAUGGGAUCCGUCUUCACCCUACGUGGCAUCGUCACCGCUCUUGUCUACGCCUUGUUGCAUCCUGCAAACGAGAAUCUAAAUCGUUCAACUCCGACGAUUCGAGAAAUGUUUACGAGGAUCACGAAAUUGGAGGAACACUGGAAGUUCUUGCCAAAGUAGCUUCGUUUAAUUACACCAAGCCAAAGAAGACACCGGCAUGGCGUAGAAUCGGGGCAGAGACAGGAGCUGGGCAUGUCCUUCAAUUGGCAUCCAAAACCUUUGGCCGCGCCGUUGGGGGAUGACGUGAAUUUCGAGUGCAACCUCAAUCUUCCACCGGAAAGAUUUCAAUGGCGGCACAGGCCUCUCGGCUCGGACAAGUGGACGCCCCUAGCUCGUACGGUGAACGCGGGUGCUGGGGCCAGGACUGCUGUCGUUGUCAGUUUCGAUGAUAAGUCGAAGGCAGGCGACUACCGCUGCGUAGCUUUUUAUGGCUCCAGUGGAUUGGCGUCCGAUCCGGCUCGUCUGACUUUGUCGACCAUGCAUGAAUUCUCCGACAAGAGUGACAUCGAAUUACGCGUACCGGUUGGUAAUACCGUUCCUAUAACAUGUCCAGUGCCUUACUCCGUUCCGGAGGCGAUAGUACAAUUUUACAAGAACGACAAAUUGAUGCCAGAAGUAGAACUGAUAAACGGUCGAACGAUAGCCAUCGAAAAUGCAAAACCCUCUGACUCGGCGUAUUAUUAUUGCACGGCUAAUAAUUAUAUAACGUCUCAAACCUUAAGGAGCAAUCAUAUGACCAUCUUAAGCGUUCAUGCAAACGCGUCUCGCCAAGCACCGUACUUCUCGAAACAGCCCCAAACCGAGUACACCGUUUUACGUGGCAAAAACGUUACGAUGGAGUGUUUUGCCGCGGGCUAUCCGGUCCCUCGUGUAACUUGGAGCAGACUGGGUGGUACGUUGCCUUCGAGAUCCGUACAAACGAAAGCUGGCUUAACUAUAAUUAACGUGCAACCUUCCGAUCGUGGCGAAUACGAUUGUGCUUGGAGCAAUGGCGUAGCCAGUAAACCACUUAAAUCUGUGAUCAUUUUGAAAGUUGCCGAGGAACCUAGAAUCGUGAAACCACCAAAGGCUUCGACCUUCUCCGAGGGUGGCGAAUUGGAAUUGUCCUGUACGGUUACUGGACAACCCGAACCUACGGUCGAGUGGUUAAUAAACGGCGAAACUUUGGUGCCCGAUAAUAACUUGGAGAUUCGUGGUUCGACCUUGCUCAUAUCGGAGGUUGAGAAAAAGCACGCCGGUAUAGUCCAGUGCGUUGCCAGUAACGAGUAUGGUUCCGAUACCGGCUACAACUUGUUGAGAGUCAAUCCAAAACAGCAUGUAAGUGGUAUAUCCGAGUCUAGGCCGGAAUAUGGUCUUCCUGGAUCCUCUAGGCACAAACAUACCAGGGGCGGAGGUAGGAGAAGAAGCAAAGAGGGAAAACGUAAAGGGACCGCGGUACUGGUUCCGCCGAAUCAGCCGAACGUUACUCGACUCUCGGACGUUUCCGUCAUGGUUAGAUGGUCUGUACCGGAGAACAAAGGUCUUCCGAUAGAAUUCUUUAAGGUUCAAUAUCGUCAACUUGGUCAAAAGAUGAACGGUAAACAGGGCAAGUGGAUGACGGCGAAUACGGAGAUACCUAAUCACGUGCGUUCUUUCGAAGUGACGGACUUGCAGCCCGAUAAUACUUAUAGAUUUAGAAUAGCUGCGGUUUAUUCGAACAACGACAACAAACUAAGUCCAAAUUCGGUGCGUUUUCAUUUGAAUCGUGAUGGUGGUUUCGAAAGCAAUAAAAUGCCGAUCCCUUUGCUGACGAAUACCGAGGCUUUGAAUCACAACGAAGUCUUGCUCCUUUGGCAAAAUCUUGACAAAUCAAUGGACAUCGAUGGCUUUUACGUUUAUCAUCGUGCCUCCACAUCCGCCGGGGAUUACGUGAAGACUACGGUCGAGGGAAAAAAUUCUACGAACAUAACGAUAUCUCAUUUACAACCGGACACCACAUACGAAUUUAAAGUACAAAGCUUCUCCGUAGACGCCGCUUCGGAAUUUUCCAAAAUCUUAAGACAGAAGACGAAAAAGGCUCCGGUCGAGCAAGCAGUUCAGCAAGUCGUAGCUGAGAACAAGUUAAAGCCAACAGCGAACGACAAGAAUGCCAACAUGUACGCAAUUAUCGGCGGCGUCUUUGGUGGAUCCAUUCUCUUGGUCAGCAUCGCAGCUAUUGCGGUGGUUUACAAGAGGACCAAGAUCAAACAGAGUCGUGAAUCCUCUCAAAGCGAAGGGAAGCCAAUAGCAAACGGAAGAGUAACGAACGGAGGUGUGACCGACUCUAAAAUUAACAUAACGUCGAAUCCAUUGGCCGGUCUCGAUGCUUCCGACGAUAUGAUCCAGCCUAAGAGCGGACAGCAAUCGUCGAUGGAAAUGACCUCCUUUCUAAACGGCCAGAACAACAACGGCAACGACCAUAACAACGAGGACUCCGUUGGAAUCGACGUGAACGUUCCCCGUAACGAGCCAGCACCCUUGCAUCAAGGAUCACCGCCUAACGAGCAACCACUAUGAACUUUCCUUUAAUGUGUUCCUUCUGAAAUAUCGUUCUUUCUUCGACCAAGUUCACGUUGAAUUUAAAGAAAGAAAAAAAAGAAGAAAAAAAGAAAUAGGCAGCUUUUACCGAUACGCAAGGUUCUUCCAUGAAAUCGUAUCAGGGUAGUUUUUUUUUUCUUUUUCUUUUUUUCCUCUCUUCUUGAUCGUGUAGAAUAUAAUACGAUAAGUUAAACAACUUAGACAUAUCAGAAUCAACACGUUAAUUGCCUAAAUUAAACAAUUUAUCACGUUUAAAAGAAAUUCUUCAAAUUCUAUCGUCGCAUGCACAAGUGACGUUAUUAAUGUAACGAAGUUAAUCAUACGUUAGUAUUGUUGCUUCUACGUUAGAGUAACGCUGGUGCAUGUAAAUCAACGAAGGACAAAUUCGAUUAAAGCUUCGACGAAAGAUCUCUUUUUCGUGUUAGACAAUACGUAUGCUCUCUUUCUCUCUCUCUCUCUCUCUCUCUCUCUCUCUCUCUCUCUCUCUCUCUCUCUCUCUCUUUCUCUCCUCUUGUGAAUAUUUGAUUAUAUAAAUCGUAAUAAGUUGUAAAUAUAAUUUGAGAUACGUUUUAUCGUCGAACGCCGUCCAAAAUAAAUGUGCUGUGUCUUAAAACAAAUCUAUUCCUUUUAUUCGAAAUUUCGUUUGGAAGCAUCAUUUAUAAAUCUAAUUUAUAUUAUAUCCGUCCUUUGGGCAAUCGUCAGAUCUGAUAAUAAAUUAACGUGUUGAAAAGCGAUUUACGUAUAGUGUAUAAGAGAUAAUAAUGAAGAGUGAUUCGUAUUGUAAAGACGCGCAGAAC
Molecule: messenger RNA, 4106 nt
Organism: Vespa mandarinia (Asian giant hornet)
Lineage: Eukaryota; Metazoa; Arthropoda; Insecta; Hymenoptera; Vespidae
Product: interference hedgehog
Biological process (GO): nervous system development; cell-cell adhesion
Molecular function (GO): protein binding
Source: RefSeq, a predicted model, not a curated record